AUGUCGACCGACUUCCCGCAUGUCCUUCAAGUAGCCUCAGGGAGACUCGAAUAUAACGAUGAAGCAUUCCGGUUUAUGAAACAGAGCAAAUCGUUUUCUAAGGUCCCCCUGAUCAACAUUUUGUGGGUUGAACUUAACGAUGAGGAUCAAGUCGUGGUCACUACGCUCGCACCAACAAGUGGCAAACUAGCGCUGCACCCAGUCGUGGCAGAGCUCAGAAAGUCAAAAGCGAAAACGCAGAAGGAAAAGGACAAAGAGGCAGAAGAGAUACGGCAAGAGGCUCAGCGAUGGGCAGACAAGUUAUUAGACGCGGCCUACAAAGGCCUGAAACGAAAUCGCAAAUUACGCGCAUUCUUGAAUCCAAUUGGCGGCAAAGGCAAAGGCGCGCAUAUCUAUCAGCAUGAAGUGGAGCCAAUAUUUGCAGCCGCUCGAUGCAAAGUCGAGUUUACCUCGACUGCGUAUCAAGGCCAUAUGGUCGAGCUAGCACAAAAAGUCGAUCUAGACGUGGACGCGAUCGUGGUUCUCUCGGGAGACGGUGGCAUUCAUGAGGUGGUCAACGGACUCGCAAAACACGAGCAGGCGGCGCGAGCGUUGCGUAUCCCAGUUGCCCAAAUCUCGACCGGUUCCGCGAAUGCGGUUUGUGUCAACAUCUUGGGACCAAAAGACGCAUUUGACAUUGGUAAAUGCUGCCUGAAUGCCAUCAAGGGGCGUCCUAUGAAGCUGCCAAUCUACUCCAUCAAGCAAGGAGACAAGAAAUACUUCUCGUUUCUCACUCAGGCUGGUGGACUAAUGGCAGACCUUGACCUAGGUACCGAACACCUUCGGUGGAUGGGAGACACUCGCUUUGUUCUGGGAUACCUGAGAGGAGUGGUCUCUAAGAAGAUUUGCCCAGUUGAGAUAGAGUAUCGACUCGUCCAAAGUGACAAAGUCCAAAUGGCGGCAAGCGCCAAGACAAGUGUACAUGAAACACACUUUCAUGAAGAUGAAGAUAUGCACGACGAAAAUCACAAGCUACCAUGGCACGCAGACGACGAUGAGCCAGAAGGUACCGAUGGCUGGACAAAGUUCGAAAAGCCAGUCAUGUACUACUACGCUGGAGGCCUUCCUUAUGUUUCUCGGGAUCUCAUGCAGUUCCCAGUGGCCAAUCCAUCAGACGGAUGCAUUGACCUGGUCAUACAGUCCCGUGCUCCUCGAGCAAUUAUGCUCAAGGCAACGGUGGGCGCAGAGAAGGGAGAGGCAUACUGGAUAGAUUCUCAACAUUACUUCAAAGUCAGCGGCUACCGCGUCAAGCCCACGGGCAAGGGAAACUUUACGGUUGAUGGGGAGGGUUACCCGUUCGAACCAUUCGAACUAAGAGUACAUGCAGGGCAAUUACGUGUCUUGAGUCUGGAUGGACGUUUAGACAUCAGUAGUUUCACGCCGGACGAUGCCAUUCUGGAUGCUACUAAGUAG
Messenger RNA from Serendipita indica DSM 11827, 1452 nucleotides. NCBI's taxonomy places the organism in Eukaryota, Fungi, Basidiomycota, Agaricomycetes, Sebacinales, Serendipitaceae. The record is from the annotation of a GenBank genome assembly.